Melanotaenia boesemani (Boeseman's rainbowfish) is the source of this 2265-nucleotide messenger RNA. It is a transcript of the gene lrmda, whose product is annotated as leucine rich melanocyte differentiation associated. Lineage: Eukaryota; Metazoa; Chordata; Actinopteri; Atheriniformes; Melanotaeniidae. The record is from RefSeq and is a predicted model, not a curated record. Gene Ontology annotation, molecular function: protein binding. The coding region runs from base 174 to 875 and encodes 233 amino acids. Gene Ontology annotation, biological process: melanocyte differentiation. The transcript has 7 exons.
GGAAACUGUAAAGUCAAUUUGAAAGCAACAGAAGGUCUCCAAAGUAGCCGGAGCUCCAUCCACAAACAGUAACAUUUGAUGUUUGCGGUUUUUUUUUAAGGGAGCAGACCUUUUGAGACCAACUCUGAUACCUUAUCUUAAAAUCACUAAGCUGUCAUCCUAAGGAGAAAGGCAUGGCUCACAUCGAAUCGAUGGUCGCUUUGAAUGGGACUCAAAUAUCAUACAUUGGACACAACUCUAAGGACAUCCCACACUUCCUUGGAGACACAUAUGGCCAGUUUGCAAAGCGGCUGGAUUUAAGUUUCAAUGAGCUCAGGUCACUGGCAGGCCUCAAAAUGUUCACUGAGCUGGAAGAGCUGAUCGCCGACAACAAUCUGCUUGGAAAUGACCUCCAGUUGCCCGUGUUACCAAACCUCCACACCCUGACACUUAAUAAAAACCAACUGACUGAUAUCGAGGCCCUGCUGGAACACUUGGCUGAUGUGACCCCAUCACUCAAGUACCUAAGCCUGCUGGGAAACGAGGCCUGCCCCAACCAGCUGGUAAGCCCGGAUAAGGAUGAGGAUGACUACCAGAGAUACAGGUACUUUGUUCUAUUCAAACUGCCCCAGCUGAAGUUUUUGGACACCAGGAAAGUAACUAAAACAGAACUGAUGGAGGCACAAGCAAGAGGGGCAUUCAUGAAAGUGGUCAAGCCCAAGUCGGAAGCUAUGCCUAAUGAGGCAGGAUCUGAGAAUUGCCCACUACCCUACACCCCUCUUCCACGGGGAUCCAGAGAUGCCAGGAACCACAAAGGGGUAUUUGCCAAGUGUCGCUACAUCUACUAUGGCAAACACUCAGAAGGCAACAGAUUCAUCCGAAAUGAUCAGCUCUGAUGGACAUGGAGAAGGACAUGAAUAACAAUGGAUGCUCACAGCAGGGCAGAGGAUCACAUCCUUCUCUUAUUUAUUAAAACCACUGGUGAUAUUUGAGUCACCCGAUCUGCUGGAGAAAGAUUUCACUUUUAUCAAAAUAUGCUGUUAUAUUAAUGCAAGACGAAUGUGUAUUGUUUGGCUUUAUCAUUUUCUAGCCCCACUGUGAAUGCCUCCUCUACUGAGCUGAGUCUAGUUCUGUCUUCCUGCUUGCAGCUCAGAGUCAGAGAUGACACUCCCACUGACAUGAUUGCCUCUAAGCAUCAGCUGCUACACAAGUCAAGACACACAGCUCACACACACGCAAGAACAGUCUCUAUCUCUUAUUGUCUUACACACAGGCAGCGACAAACAGACCCAGCCAAUUGCUUCCCUUUCUUUGACAGCCAUGAUGGAUCACAUGUCCACUCCCACCACUAAUCAAGGGUGAAAGGGGUGCCGGUCACACACCUGGGCCCUGACAUGGACUCUUCUCCUUCAUUCUCACUUUCUCUCUGUCUUCUCCUCCCACACAUACACAUAUACCUGUGGUUUAAAACAUGGGAGAAUGUUAGCAACAGAAAUCAUCGACUCUUGCUUAGUUUGCAUCAGACUUCAGAUUGUUUGUUGUGCUCAUAAAAACUUAAUUAGUUUUGUCAAUCUUUUUAGUAAAACUGAAAAUCUUUUUAGAUGUCAGGCGUUUAAGAUAUAUGAGUAACGAUGCAGUCAGUGUUUGUGCCAAAUUCAGCAUAUAAAGAUAAAAACAUUCCAUUACCAACUUUGGUAAGGACUGCCGUUGCUACCAAUUACACGUUCCAGCUACACAUUCCAGCUCUAGUUUAGGCACCUCUGGUCAAAAUUACUUUUAUGAUGUUAAGUAAAUAACAAAUGAGCCAAUAUCUACAAGCCGUGAAAUAACGAGAUUAUGGAGUAUCUGGAUUUUUGUUCCACAGAUCAAGUGUACAGCAAUACCUGAUCAAAUGUGACCUCAUUGAAAAAGUCAGAGGAGUUAUUUUAGAAAAAGUCAUGGGCCUCCACAGAGAUUAAAAUCCAAGUUUUUGGCUGCAAUGAGAAAGGUAUAUCUGGAUAAAAUAAAGGAUGAAGAAUUUAACGAAAUAUCUUUAGUUUUUAAGCAUUGGUUUGGAUGGAUUGGUCUUGUGUUACAGCCAGUACACCAGGAAACUUUUCACUGGACCGAGGAAAAAUUAGUUUUGUUAAAUCCCUGCAAAUUCCAGAAGCAAAUGUCCCACCAUGUGAAAAAAAAAAAUAGUUUGGCUAAAAUAGUAGGCUAAUGAUCCAAAGUGCAUAAAGAAUUACUUCCAGAGGCACAAGAUGAAGAUUUCCCUAUGCCCAUCACAGUCUUUUGACCUUAAUA